Molecule: messenger RNA, 1894 nt
Organism: Centropristis striata (black sea bass)
Lineage: Eukaryota; Metazoa; Chordata; Actinopteri; Perciformes; Serranidae
Gene: klhdc10
Product: kelch domain containing 10
Exons: 9
Coding region: 123-1289 (388 amino acids)
Biological process (GO): positive regulation of stress-activated MAPK cascade
Molecular function (GO): protein binding
Source: RefSeq, a predicted model, not a curated record
AUUGUGAAUGGCUUCAUACUGACUGAGCUGUGAAAUGAUUUAUCAUGUUUUAUCAGCACUUUAGCAUAUGUUGUUUUUAUUCGAUGUGACGUUCUUCGGGACUGGAUUGUAAAGGGGAAACGAUGUCGGACGCUGAAGGUGCUCGCAGUCCAGACCAGCUGAAUAAAUUCGAGAAACUGACACACAGGCCGCCGCACGGUGAGACGUUAGCAGGCCAUCGUACUCCCCCUGCCCGCAGUGGGCAUCGCUGCGUAGCUGACAACACUAACCUGUAUGUGUUUGGAGGGUACAACCCUGACUACGAUGAGUCAGGAGGCUCAGAGAAUGAAGACUACCCACUGUUCAGGGAGCUUUGGAGGUACCACUUUGCCACUGGCUGCUGGCAGCAGAUUCGAACAGAGGGCUAUAUGCCCACAGAGCUGGCAUCUAUGUCAGCUGUUUUGCACGGCAACAACCUCCUGGUGUUUGGAGGCACUGGGAUCCCCUUUGGUGAAAAUAAUGGCAAUGACGUACAUGUUUGUAACGUGAAGUACAAGCGGUGGUCACUGCUCAACUGUCGGGGGAAGAAGCCAAACAGAAUCUAUGGACAGGCAAUGGUUAUUAUAAACGGCUUCCUGUACGUAUUUGGAGGGACAACGGGGUACAUCUACAGCACAGACCUGCACAGGCUGGACCUGACCACCAGGGAGUGGAUCCACCUCAAGCCCAACAACCCUCCUGACGACCUGCCUGAGGAACGGUACAGGCAUGAAAUAGCACAUGACAGACAGAGGAUCUACAUUCUGGGAGGAGGAACUUCCUGGACAUCUUACCCUCUGGACAAGAUACAUGCUUACAAUCUGGAGACCAAUUCCUGGGAGGAGAUUUCAACUAAACCUCAUGAUAAAAUAGGGUAUCCUGCUCCUAGGAGAUGCCAUAGCUGUGUACAAAUACGAAAUGAUGUAUUUAUCUGUGGAGGCUACAACGGGGAAUUGAUAUUAGCUGAUCUGUGGAAGAUAAACCUGCAGACUUUCCAGUGGAGUAAACUACCGGCAGUGAUGCCUGAGCCAGCCUACUUCCACUGUGCUGCUGUCACCCCAGCUGGCUGCAUGUACAUUCAUGGUGGCGUAGUGAACAUCCAUGAGAACAAGAGAACUGGCUCUCUUUUUAAGAUCUGGCUGGCAGUGCCCAGCCUGCUGGAGCUAUGCUGGGAGAAGCUCCUCAAGGCCUUUCCCCACCUGACUUCACUCCCCACCAUGCAGCUGCUCAACCUGGGCCUCACACAGGAACUCAUUGAACGCUUGAAAUAAGCCGCACAGUGAGGGACGGACAAAUGAAUGGAUGGGACGGGCUGGGCUGGACCGGAAGGAGAUGUGGUCUGACAGAGCACAGAAUUUAAUUAAAAGCAAAAUUCUCGGGAAAAUGCCCUCUCCUGCCCCCGCCCAAUGUAGCCCCGCCUUAAAACCAAAAACAAUGGGAUGCCUCUUUUUCGUUCUUUUUUUGGCAGUUUCAGUGAUGAUAAAGAAAAUAAAUGUGGAAUGUUUUAUGGAUUUUACUCGACUCUCCCCCCUCCGCCACCACGGCUCCUUACAUGAUGCCUUUGUGUCAAGCUAAACACAAAUUCCUGCUUCUCAUCCUCCAAACUGUGACAGCUGGAAAUACUUUGUUUUACCAUGUUUUCAAAGACUAUCCCCUCCCAUUAGUUUAAAAGAAGAAAAUCUGCCUUCUCUAGUACUUUUAAGAAUUCUGUGCAAAGGAAGAAUGCAUGUGUAUUUAUUUGAAGGACUAAAUCAGUCUAUCUGGGGGUAUUCUCAUCACCUGAUAUUGCUGUUUGCACACUUUGUCUUGCAUUUUUGUGGACAUUUACUCUUUUUUUUUUCUUUCUUUUUUUUUAACAGAUCCUAUAAGCAGUCUA